This is a messenger RNA of Zingiber officinale, 1942 nucleotides long. Its product is annotated as RING finger and transmembrane domain-containing protein 2-like. Bases 254 to 1663 code for a protein of 469 amino acids. The transcript is spliced from 8 exons. Gene Ontology annotation, molecular function: ubiquitin protein ligase activity. Gene Ontology annotation, biological process: positive regulation of ERAD pathway. The record is from RefSeq and is a predicted model, not a curated record. NCBI's taxonomy places the organism in Eukaryota, Viridiplantae, Streptophyta, Magnoliopsida, Zingiberales, Zingiberaceae.
CCUCCUCCGCGUUCCAUUGAGCACGACCGCCAUGGAGGACUCCACCCUCUCCUCGCCUUCAGUUAGAUUAGGUUAACUCUCUCCCAGUGCAGCUCCGCCCUCAUUGAUCUGAUUCCGACGUAUCUUCCAAGUUCCUCCCUCGCUUCCUCCGUCGCCGCCCCUCGAGUCGCUCCGAUUCCUCCGCGGUUCGCUGCUUUUUGAGGAGAUUUUUUUUCUUUUUCUGAGAUUCCGCUGCUGGUUCUGCCCCGGAACCAUGGAUUCUUCUGGAGGGAUCCCGGAUCCGUACUCCGUACAGACUAGCGGCGGCGCUGGGGGUCUGCCGAGGCGGUUCGGCUUCCUGCCCUCCAAUUUCAUCCAGGCGCCGCUCUCCGCUCUGCUAGAGUACUCCGGGAUCCUUCGUGUGCGGUCGGUCCAUUCGGAGAGUGAGACCUCGAUCGGACCUGGUCGGAUCGAGGAGCCCGGUUUCGCCAGCGGGCGUGGCGCUGGGGAGGUGGAGAUAAGGAUAAUCGGGGUCGGGGACGAGGAUGGUUUCGGGGUCGGGACUAGCCAGGCGCAGAGCUUGGAGGAGGAUGCGAUUCCGGGCGGUAGCGGUCUUCAAGGGGAGUUACACGUCGGUUCGUCUCAGUGGCGAGGUAGAGAUGGGGAGAGUGAUAUUGGCGUCGUGGAGGUUGGUUCGUCUUCUUCGGCUUUACCGAUUUCCAUCUCGAGUGGCGUUGGUUCAAACUCAGAUGGUGAGGUGAGUGCUGCUGGUGGUAACAACAGGGAUUCCUCGUACCAGAGAUAUGAAAUACAGGAAGUCGCUAGGUGGAUUGAGCAGGUACUUCCUUUCUCGUUGCUCCUGUUGGUGGUGUUCAUCCGGCAGCAUCUGCAAGGUUUCUUCAUUACAAUCUGGAUGGCUGCUGUGAUGCUUAAGUCAAAUGAUAUUUUGAGAAAACAAACUGCUUUAAAGGGAGAGCGAAGAAUAGUGAUACUUAUUGGAAUUACAAUAGUCUUCACCAUGCAUGUGUUUGGAGUGUUGUACUGGUGGUACAGAGCUGAUGACCUUCUGUACCCACUGGUCAUGCUUCCCCCUAAAAGAAUACCUCCAUUUUGGCAUGCGAUAUUUAUCAUUAUGGUUAAUGAUAUAAUGGUGCGACAAGCAGCUAUGGUAGUCAAAUGUGUGCUUUUGAUGUACUACAAAAAUAGUAAGGGUCGUAAGUACCGGAAGCAGGGUCAGAUGCUAACUCUUGUAGAGUAUGCUCUUCUUUUGUACCGGGCAUUGUUGCCGACACCUGUUUGGUACCGCUUUUUUUUGAACAAAGAAUAUGGGAGCAUCUUUUCAUCUCUGACUACAGGUCUUUAUCUUACCUUCAAGUUGACUUCAGUUGUAGAGAAGGUUCAAUCUUUGAUUACUUCAUUGAAGGCAUUGUCACGUAAAGAUGUACAUUAUGGCUCCUACGCAACAACUGAACAGGUAAUUUCUGCUGGCGAUAUGUGUGCUAUUUGCCAAGAGAAGAUGCAUGCUCCAAUCCUUCUUAGCUGUAAGCAUAUCUUCUGUGAAGAUUGCGUCUCUGAAUGGUUUGAGCGAGAAAGAACAUGCCCGUUGUGCAGAGCAUUGGUGAAACCAGCAGACCUCAGAUCAUUUGCUGAUGGUUCUACAAGCUUACAUUUCCAGCUAUUCUAAUUUAACACGUCAAAGUAUGGUCAGAAAUUGUCACUAUGGUUGUUAGCUCCUCCCUUCUAUUCGCCUGUGUAGCAGAGGCACAAAUUUUUAAUGCAGUGGCUGUCGUCUCACUGAUAUUUAUCCCGAUUAUAGAGCUCCCGACAGCAAAUUCCAACAAACGAUUGAAGGAGCUAUCUAUCCUGAUCAUAUAUAUAUGAUGUAUGCACUUCAUUCUCAUUCUAACGAGCAAUACAUGAGUUCAAAAUUUAAUAAUGUUCAUAUCUGUGCUGUUAUUGCAAA